CUGAACACAUUAGACAGCCCCUUCACUUCCUCUCUCUUUUUGUGUGCAAAGAAAAUAACUAGGAGUUGCUACCUUCCCCUACAGUCCCUUCUCAGCUCUCUCUUUCUUGUUCUACAAAGAUGGACGACCCAUCAGACACCAUUGUUGAAAUCAAAGAAGAGCUCAUGGUUUCAUCAAUGGGUGGAAACCCAACUCUCAGAAUUGCCCAUUUUCUCACACCCACUAUCAAAGGUCCAGUCUUUAACCUCCCACCAUUCCCUCCCUCUUCCAUUCCACCAUAUAUUGAGCCGCACAAAAAACUGCCUCUGAGAGUCUCAUUCUGGGGGUGGCGAUACCCGCGAGAUAAUUGGAAAACAUGGGUGGAAAAGAUGGCUACUUUGCACGAAACUACAUGGAAGAAAGCUGGCAUAUACGAAGCAGUCUUGAAUUCCACGUACGAAAUAGUCAGAGACAAUGAUUUAGUAUUUGGGGUUGCUGAGAAAUGGUGUUCUGAGACCAAUACCUUCAUAUUUCCCUGGGGUGAAAUAACAAUCACAUUGGAAGAUACAAUGGUUUUGGGAGGUUUUUCUGUUUUGGGCGACUCUGUUUUAUGCUCUGUUGACUGUAAAGAACUGAAGGAGACAGAAGAGAGACUUGAAGAAGCAAGGAGAGAGAUUGCAAGAACUAUAAGAAAGAAGGCUGACAAAGCCUUAUGGAUGAAGAAAUUCAUGCAUAGUGGGAGUGAAGUCGAGCACGAAGCAUUUCUCGCCUGUUGGUUGUCAAGGUACGUAUUCAUAACCACUAGGGACUCAAUUAGCAAGCAUCUUUUUCCUAUUGCAAUUCAACUAGCUAGAGGGACAAGAAUUGCACUUGCGCCCGCAGUUCUUGCCAGCAUUUAUAGAGACUUGAGUUUGUUCAAAGAAAAAAUGAUUGCUUCAUCUAAAUUAGUAUCUUGUAAGGAUGAUGAAGAUGGUGUUUUGCAACUUACCAUUUUUUCACCGUUUCAUUUAGUUCAGAUUUGGGCUUGGGAGAGAUUUUUAGAGUUGCGGCCAAACCCAAAUGUUAUCAAUUAUGGUGAGCCGAGAAUAGCUAGAUGGAACAAAGUAAUUAGCCACGAAGUUGAGAAUGUGAGGCUGGCUUUAGACUCGGCUGGAGAGAGUUUCCAAUGGCGUCCUUAUACCUUGAUUGUUAAUGACUGCAAAUUUCCCAAGUUUUAUGCAGAAAAGGAAAAGUACAUAUCAGUUGGUCCUGGUUUGGAUGAGGAAUUGCAGUCAUUUGCUAGAUGCUUAAGGGUGGCUGAGCUAGUUGGGCUUGGUUGUAUAGAACAGUACCUUCCGCAUAGAGUAGCAAUGCAAUUUGGAAUGGAUCAAGACCUUCCGGUUUGUGUUCCUCGAUUAGAUGAGACUCCAGAGAUUGCUUGGAAUUAUUAUAGUAAGCCGGCAUGUAAUAUGAAAUUAUAUGUUCCACCCCGGCUUUUUGAGGCAGAUGUUACUGUCAGGUACUUGGAGUGGUGGAAGCAAUCAAUUCUUGGUCAGCAUGACGCAAGUAAUGGAGCUGUGCAACAACAGAGAGAACCAAGGGGUUUGAAAAGACCUUCAAAGAGUUCAAAUAAACAACCUAAGAAGUUGAAAGGAAAGAGGAAAUUUAACGAUCUUCACGUUACUCCCGGUUUUUCUCCCAAGUUUAAUAGGGUGGGAGUGGAGAAUUGUAAUGAUGAAGAUGGGCUAACCAUUGCAGAAAGGAUGAAAUUUACUGACAAGCGCAAAAAAUUUGCAAAUAGCCAGGGAAAACAGCAUGGUGAAGCUGGGAAUUCAUUCAGUCAUUGUAAAUGUCUUUCAUCUUCUACUUCUGAUUAUGGGCCUUUUAGAAAAUUGUGGAAGAAAGAUGUAGCAAAGGGUGUUGCAGAUUGUCAGAGAGAUUCAAAUUGUUCAAAACAAUCAUCAAAGAAUUCAAAAGGGCAUAUGAGUGGCAAUGAUGCCUCUGUUCCUCCUGGUCUCCCUCCCAAAUGUAAUAGGGUUCAUAUAGAAGACUCUGAUGAGGAAGAUAAAUUAACUGUGAAGGAACUAUUGAGAUCUUGUGACAUUAAUAGUGGAGUUGGGAAUGGAAUUUCGGGUAAUGGAAAACCUCUAUCGGAUCUUCACAUUACUCCUGGUUUUAAUCCCAAGUUUAAUAGGGUGGGAGUGGAGAAUUGUAAUGAUGAAGAUGGGCUAACCAUAACAGAAAGGAUGAAAUUUACUGACAAGCAUAAGAAGUUUACGAAUAGCCAGGGAAAACAGCAUGGUGAAGCUGGGAAUUCGUUCAGUUAUUUUGAAUGUCUUUCAUCUUCUACUUCUAAUAAUUGCCCUGUUAGAAAAUUGGGGAAGAAAGAGGUAGCAAAGGGUGUUGCAGAUUGUCAAAGAGAUUCAAAUAGUUCAAGACAAUCAUCAAAGAGUUCAAAAAGGAUUAUGAGUGGCAACAAUGCCUCUGUUCCUCCUGGUUUCCCUCCCAAAUGUAAUAGAGUUAAUAUAGAGGACUCUGAUGAGGAAGAUAAAUUAACAGUGAAGGAGCUAUUGAGAUCUUGUAACAUUAAUAAUGGAGUUGUGAACAGAAUUUCGGGUGAUGGAAAACCUCUAUCAGCUGCUAAAUCUCAUGUCUUAUCAUCAUUAACUACAGAGAAUGGAAAAGAUAGAAUGAUUGAGUCUCUAAUGGAAGCUGUUAGGAAAAUUAAGCAUGGUGAAGUUGUGAUAGUGAAUGCAGAAGGAUCUAUGGAAGAUACAACCGAGAGGAAGGAAGAGUGUGAAGCACUCUCUAUGGAAGGCACCAAUGUUAAUGAAGGUGAAAGGAGUAGAUCUUGUGCAUUUGAGAUGCCAGGGUUGGAAAUUGAAGAACGGAUACGCAAGCUUGAGAAAGUGACUGCUGAACGAGUUAAAAGCAACAAAGUUUGGCUACAAGUUUGAGAAAAAUCCAAACCAAAGAAGGACUCUCUGGCCUAUAGUGCAGCAUCUGGUUACAGUUUGGUCUCAACACAGACUUAUACAUAUCAGGCGAGCUUUGGCGAGCUUAAAUUUGACAAAACUCAAAAUAUGAAUUGGUGGUGCUUUGUCUAUAACAUUAGUGGUAGUCUGGUGAACUAGUCAGAUUUGAUUGAAUGUAGCCCCUAUGUAUAUUACAAUACAGAAAUAUUUGACUUCUAUAUUUAGUGGCUCUUGAAAAAA
Molecule: messenger RNA, 3173 nt
Organism: Quercus lobata
Lineage: Eukaryota; Viridiplantae; Streptophyta; Magnoliopsida; Fagales; Fagaceae
Exons: 2
Coding region: 120-2915 (931 amino acids)
Biological process (GO): meristem development; meristem maintenance
Source: RefSeq, a predicted model, not a curated record